CUUGUUAAUGGCUGUGAGGUCGGUAAUCGUUAGUGAAUUUCACCACUUCCCCGCUGUCAGGCCUGUAGGGUUACUGAGUCCCGGGGCUGAGCUGGGCGGUUUAACCGAGAUCAGGAGGCGGGUGCCGGUUCAAUACUUUAUGGAUCCGCCUGGAUAUUUUAAAAGAGUUAAUUUUUUGUUUGUGUUUGUUUUUUGUUUAAACAGGGUGUCGCUGGGAAAUCUAAUUGACGUGGUCACCUGUUAUAGAUUGAUUAUCAGUGGUUAUUCUAGGAGGAAAUGUAAAUAAUUCUCCUUGAUGCCGCAGACUGAUGAUUUAGAGAAGUGCUAAAACAAAUUAACCCUAACCCUAAUCCUUCUCCCGGUUUGCGUGUUAAACACGGAGUGGGAUUAUCCUCCAAGAACGCGAUUGAACACCCACUGGUUUAGUGUUGUUGUUUUUGUUUUUUAGUUUGUGUGUGUCUGUGUGUGUUUUGUUUUUGAAGACUUGUGUGUAGGACCCCCGUAAAAUAAAACGUACAUUUGCAGAAGCACUGUAUUUGAACGACAGAAAACAUGGAGCAACAGAUCCAGCGCCGGACAAAGAGAAAAUCUGACAAUAAUAAACACAGCAAGGACGCAAUGAGUGACAUGCGGCACUCUCUGCUCCGCAGGGAUGCGCUGAGUGCUGCGAAGGAGGUGCUGUACCACCUCGACAUCUACUUCAGCAGCCAGCUGCAGAAUGCCUCCGUCCCCAAUGUGGAGAAAGGAACCAUUGAACUGGUGGAAGAAUUCAUAUUUCUUGUUGCUAAAGAACGAAACGCUCAGCCGAAGAGGCUGAACUCCUUACAAGAGCUGCAGCUGCUGGAGAUCAUGUGCAGCUACUUCCAAGAGCAGAGCAAGGACGCGGUGCGGCAGGUCAUCUUCUCCACCCUCUUCAGUCCUCAGGGAAAUAAGGCAGACGACAGCCGACUGGCGAUGCUGGGCAAACUAGUCUCCAUGGCCGUGGCUGUCUGCAGGGUCCCAAUCUUAGAAUGCGCUGCCUCCUGGCUGCAGAGAACUCAUGCCGUCUACUGUGUCAGGCUGGCCAGGGUCCUGGUUGAUGAUUACUGCAGCUUGGUGCCGAUGUCGAUUCAGACUCUGAAGCAGAUCUUUAGUGCCAGCCCUAGAUUCUGCUGUCAAUUUAUCACUGCUGUCACUGCGCUGUACGACCUCUCCACAGAUGACCUGAUCCCUCCUCACGACCUGCUCGAGAUGGUCGUGGACUGGAUCUUCGAGGACCCCAGGUUAACCCUCGUCACUUUCCUCAACACGCCCAUCGUGGCGAACCUCCCGCUGGGCUGUCUGGAGCUCACUCCCCUGGCUGGCCUGGUGCGUUGGUGCGUGGAGUCUCCUCUGUCCUACAAGAGGAACAGGAAGCCCUCGCUGUCCAACGGCCAUGGCGCCAGCAGCAAGCUCUCCUCUGAGGGCUUGGAGGAAGGCAAGGACGAGGGGGACUCCCAGCAUCUCCUCUACUCCAAGCUGCACCUCAGCGUACUGCAGGUCCUCAUGAUGGUCCAGGUGCACUUGGCUGAGAAGGACCUGUACGGGCGCUUCGGGCUGCUCAUGUUCGAGCACGUGGUGCAGCUGGUGGAGGAGCUCAGUAGACUGGUGGAGGAGCUCAAUCCUCUCAACGCUGCCAGGGAGACGGAGCUGUCCUUGGACAGGCUGGCUCAGGCGCUGCAAGUGGCCAUGGCCUCCGGGGCUCUGUUAUGCACCAGAGAGGACCUCAGACCACUGUGUUCUAGGCUGCCCCACAACAACCUGCUUCUGCUGGUCCUGUCAGGGCCUGUCCAGCAGCCAGCCCCACACGCUGCCCUCCCGCCCGGGUUCUACCCACACAUCCACACCCCUCCGCUGGGCUACCCAGCCCUCUCAGUGCACCCCACACACCCAGCCCUCCCGCUGCACCCCGCCCACCCCACACACCCAGUGCAGACAUUUCUACCAGGAAUGGCCUUUCCAUACAGACCCAUCCGCUAGCAGCAGCAGCAUGUGUCCCCUGGAACGAACUGCACAUAUUGCUAGAAACAUCCCAUCUGGACGGCUUGUCAGCAGAAACGUUGCUGUGACUUGUACAAUAACAAAUAAAUGAAACUUGCCUGUUCCGUUUUGUAUUUGACUUGUUGGCAGGUUGUUAUAAAGUUUUAUAUGCUAAAGAAA
Polyodon spathula (Mississippi paddlefish) is the source of this 2178-nucleotide messenger RNA. RefSeq lists its product as uncharacterized. The transcript has 7 exons. The record is from RefSeq and is a predicted model, not a curated record. NCBI's taxonomy places the organism in Eukaryota, Metazoa, Chordata, Actinopteri, Acipenseriformes, Polyodontidae. Bases 553 to 1998 code for a protein of 481 amino acids.